This is a messenger RNA of Exophiala viscosa, 1905 nucleotides long. RefSeq names its product heterokaryon incompatibility protein-domain-containing protein. Lineage: Eukaryota; Fungi; Ascomycota; Eurotiomycetes; Chaetothyriales; Herpotrichiellaceae. The coding region runs from base 1 to 1905 and encodes 634 amino acids. The record is from RefSeq and is a predicted model, not a curated record. The transcript has a single exon.
AUGAUACUUAUUUGCAAGCCAGGGAGCCCAGUUGAUUCGGCCAAAAAGGAAAUCCGUCUGGUUGAAAUAGAGCCAAGCAGCGAAUUUGAUGCUGAGAUCUGCUCCAGAUUCUGCUUUGUCUCUCUAGACCAUGAUCCCCUGCCUCGCUAUACCGCUCUAUCCUACGCUUGGGAAACUGCUUUGACCACAGAACAAAUAAAAGUGAAUGGUGCCGCUCUAGCGGUCACGCCAAAUCUGGGAAGAGCUCUAAGAUACCUGCGGAAAAGUGACACCACAGUGGCCUACUGGAUCGAUGCAGUCUCUAUCAAUCAAGACGAUGGGGAGGAGAAGCUGCAGCAAAUUCGCCUGAUGGCAAAUAUCUAUCGGUGCGCGCAAACGGUCUGCAUUUGGCUGGGGGAGCCGUCAGAAUCUAGCCCUUUGGGUAUGUCUUUGAUUGGGGGCAGGGCAAUAGAAGGCGAACCUCAUGAACUGCUGUGCGGACAAGCCUUGACAACUGAAUAUGCUGUUGAGUGUGCUCAAGCCCUCAAGGAGAUUUUAUCCCGUCCCUGGUGGUCAAGACUUUGGGCAGCUCAAGAAUUUGCUCUCGGAUCUGCCUCAGUCUUUAUGUGUGGCCGGCAAUGGUUCGAUUCGACACAGCUCAUUAAGGACGGUACCUUAAACAUGAUCGUCUCAAUAUUGAGUAUCCGGGGUGUACCUGCAGAGUCGCUCAUGUUACUGAAGUAUGUUGGGUCGAUCAGCUUGACCCAGACUACAGCCAUAAAACGACUCUGGGAUCUAAUGCCGUCGCAGAAGCCUUCAGGAAGGGCAGAAAUCUUUUGCGAAAUCCUGGAUCAAUGUACUACCAAGCUGUGCUCCGAUGACCGGGACAGAGUGUUUGGGCUGCUCGGGCUGAGCCCAGAGUCUCUGGCUUUGAGUAUCGACGCAACCUACGAUAAUUCCAUGACAGAAGUCUUCGAAAGUCUUACGAUCAACCUUCUUCGACAUCUUGACUCCCUCCUGGUGCUGUUUACGGCAGGAGUAGGACACCCCGGAGAUGUAGAAUAUCGCUCAGGAGUACGAGUUCGAUUAGAAGACCCCUAUUUGCCGUCAUGGGUACGAGACUUGAGACGGCCCAGACUUGAAUGGAUGUUUCCUCCAUGGUACGGAAAAUACAGGACUCCUUUUAACGCCUUCGCAAGCAAGGAGUGGACAUACCGCUAUGCAAACAAUCAACUGAUGCUCAAAGGGCUACGUAUUGGAAACAUUCCAGCGGUUGGACUGGGUACGGUCUGCCAAUCGCACUUCUAUAGGCCAGGCGAGCAGGCUGAUGGGCGGCGCGUUUUGCAAUCAUGGAUGGCUCUUUGCGAUGUGGCAGGUCGAGAAAGAGGCCGAGAUCCAUAUCCCCACGGCGGCUUCAAAGCUGACGCGUUUUGCCGAACACUUUACGGCGACUUUAAGACGACUAUCAUCAUGAGCGGACGCGGAGACUUCAAUUCCGUCCGCCUGCAGGCAUCAGAUGUGGAUGCCAUUGUCCAGAGUGCUGACUGGGCAGAGAAGCUUGCUCAGUACAGCGAUGAGGAAGGCGAACAGGAAGCAUUCUCAAUUCCACCCUUUAUCAUAGGAAGGCGCCUGUUUGUCACGGACACGGGGUACUUUGGCAACGGCGGUGCAUGGAUCGAGCCCAACGACCAAAUCUUCAUCAUCAUGGGUUGCCAUUAUUCAGUGAUUCUACGUCCCACGAACUCGUUGCAGAGCUGCACAACAUACAGACUCGUGGAGAUAUGCUACGUACACGGCAUCAUGGAUGGCGAGUUAUUUGACGGCGUUCCUUUUACCGGAAAGUCAGAAGACGAGUCCACAGAGGCAUAUCUUGAACGGACCGAACAGCUCGGUGACCAUGUUAUCGAGCCAGUCUGCCUCUGCUGA